This is a messenger RNA of Uncinocarpus reesii 1704, 1395 nucleotides long. RefSeq lists its product as uncharacterized. Gene Ontology annotation, molecular function: pyruvate dehydrogenase (acetyl-transferring) kinase activity. The coding region runs from base 1 to 1395 and encodes 464 amino acids. The transcript is spliced from 2 exons. NCBI's taxonomy places the organism in Eukaryota, Fungi, Ascomycota, Eurotiomycetes, Onygenales, Onygenaceae. Gene Ontology annotation, cellular component: mitochondrion. The record is from RefSeq and is a predicted model, not a curated record. Gene Ontology annotation, biological process: regulation of glucose metabolic process; protein phosphorylation.
AUGUGGAAGGCGUCAGAACGACUGAUGGACACCAUCGGUCACUAUGCUUCGUUUCCAGCGACAGGAGUCUCUCUGCGGCAGAUGGUUCAGUUCGGGCACAGACCAUCAACAGGUAUGUUAGAUACAGGUGUGUACUAUUGCUUCUGUCAACCUACCGGAGCCCAGGCAGUGCUUAACCUUGUCCUAUGGAAAAUCACAGGCACGCUCUUCCGCGCAUCCCAGUUUCUGUCCGAAGAACUUCCCAUUCGGUUAGCACACAGGGUACAGGAGCUGGGUGAUCUGCCAGAUGGACUGAACGACGUGCCUUCAAUCAAAAAGGUGCAAGACUGGUAUGCGCAGUCUUUUGAGGAAAUCAUAAGCCUCCCCCGGCCAACACUCUCGCAAGAAGUCAGAUCCCGUCUCCUGCGGCCCAGUCGCCAGCCUGGCCGUGAGCCGAAGGUGCUGGAGGAGGCGACACAAAACCCUAGUAUAAAAGACGGCCGGUAUCGCUCCUCCACAACGUCCAUCCUUCCACAGACAAAAGACUAUUGCAUUAACGGCAAUGGCAAUGGAAGCGGGAAUGGGAACGGGCAUUCAAAACAUAGAGUCAGCGGGAACCGAAGAUAUUUUGUUGCUGCAGACGACGGGGGCGAGUGGCCACCCGAACUCCGGGAUUACAACAAUCGCUUCGCGUCGACCUUGCAUCACAUCAAGAGAAGGCACGAUAGUGUGGUCACAACUGUGGCGCAGGGCAUCCUAGAAUGGAAACGAAAAAGGCAGCGAAUGCAGAUUGAUUCGGAUAUACAAUCAUUCCUUGAUCGAUUCUACAUGUCUCGCAUCGGUAUUCGAAUGCUUAUCGGCCAACACAUUGCCCUCACACAACAGACGCACGAAUACCACCCAAACUACGUUGGAAUCAUCUGCACCAAGACUAACGUUAGGGAACUCGCCCAAGAAGCUAUUGAGAAUGCACGGUUUGUUUGUGAGGAUCAUUACGGGUUAUUCGAUGCCCCCAAAGUUCGUCUUGUUUGCAAAGAUGAUCUGAAUUUCAUGUAUGUCCCAGGCCAUUUGUCGCAUAUGCUCUUCGAAACGUUGAAAAACUCGUUACGUGCCGUUGUGGAAACCCAUGGCCCGGAGAGUGAUGUAUUCCCAGAGAUCAAAGUUAUCGUUGCGGAAGGUCGCGAGGACAUAACGAUCAAAAUAUCGGAUGAAGGAGGCGGGAUUCCAAGGUCAUCCAUUCCGCUUGUUUGGACGUACAUGUAUACCACUGUGGAUCAGACUCCUAAUCUGGACCCGGAUUUCAACAAAAGCGAUUUCAAGGCUCCAAUGGCUGGGUUUGGUUAUGGACUUCCAAUCAGUCGGCUUUACGCACGGUAUUUCGGCGGUGACUUGAAGCUGAUAAGCAUGGAGGGGUAA